Molecule: messenger RNA, 10925 nt
Organism: Falco peregrinus (peregrine falcon)
Lineage: Eukaryota; Metazoa; Chordata; Aves; Falconiformes; Falconidae
Gene: SLCO5A1
Product: solute carrier organic anion transporter family member 5A1
Exons: 10
Coding region: 653-3229 (858 amino acids)
Biological process (GO): transmembrane transport; sodium-independent organic anion transport
Cellular component (GO): membrane
Molecular function (GO): protein binding
Source: RefSeq, a predicted model, not a curated record
GCGGGGCCCCGGGUCCCUGCUCAGCGGCGAGGGCAGGUCGGGGGGGACGCGAGCGCCCGGGCCGGCCCGGCCCGCAGGCGGCAGCGGGCGCGCCUGCGCUCCGCCGCGCCGCCCGGGGAGGCGGAGGCGGCCGAGGGGGGCCUGGGGCUCGGUGACAGGCGGGGCGGGAGCGCCGGGCCCGGCUGGCUCCCCGGCUCGGCCGCCCCCCCGCGCCCGCCCGCACGAUCGGCAGCAACCCCCCGGAGCUCUGUCACCGGCGUCGGCGGCGCGGAGAGAGGAGGAUGCGGGCGGCGGAGCGGCGGCGGCGGCGGGCGGCGCUCCCCCGCGGCGGGCGGGCUGGCCGCGGGGCCCCGGCGGGCGGCUGCUGAGCGCGGCGCCGCGGGCAUGCGGCGGCGGGGAGCGGGAGCCGCCGGCAACGGGGGCGGCCCGGCGGGCGGGCGGCCCCUUGAGCGAGACAGAGGGAGGAUGGAGUCACAAAGGACUUGGGCUGACACGUGCGGCGGGGCGGCCGGCGGCCGCGGCUAGGGCCACCCCCCUCCCCUCCCUCCUCCCCUCCCCGCUAUGCUGCGCUCCCGCCGGGCCCCUCAGCGCGCUCGACGCACGGCGGCGAUGGAGCCGGCCGGGCUCCUCUGAGGCCGCGGCCGGACCCAGCAUGGCCUCUGCGCGGACCCCGGCGCCGCGGCGCCCCGGGGCGGAGCGGCCGGCGGCGGCGGGGGGCCGGGCGGAGGCGCCGCGCUGCCGCAGCCUGCCCGCGCUCGGCGGGGCGGCGCCGCGGGGCCGCGGGGCCGCGCUCGGCUCCCCCCUGGCGGCCGGGGGGGGCGGCGGCGGCGGCGCCCCGCCGAGCCCCGCUGCGGGACCGGCUCCCGGGGCCGCGCGGGGCGGAGGCGCCGCCGCCGGGGCUGCCCAGCCUGCUGAGGCCGCCGCCGGCGCCGGCGGGAGCUUCCCCUGGGGGCCGGAGCGCGGGCAGCCCGCGGCGCCCGGCCGGGGGGUGUCCCCGGUCCCGCCGCCGCCGCUGCUGGCGGGCCCCCCGGGCAGAGCGUGCCUGCGGGCCGUGCUGGCGGACUCGCGCUUCUUCCUGGUGUGCAUGUGCUUCCUGACCUUCAUCCAGUCCCUCAUGGUCUCCGGCUACCUGAGCAGCGUCAUCACCACCAUCGAGCGGAGAUACAGCCUCAAGAGCUCGGAGUCGGGGCUGCUGGUCAGCUGCUUCGACAUCGGGAGCCUGGUGGUGGUGGUCUUCAUCAGCUACUUCGGGGGGCGCGGACGGAGGCCGCUCUGGCUGGCUGUAGGGGGGUUUUUCAUCGCCCUGGGGGCCGCACUCUUCUCCUUACCUCAUUUCAUCUCUCCGCCGUACCAGAUCCAGGAAUUGAACUCCUCCGUCAGUAACGAGGGCUUGUGCGUGACUGGCAAUGGCACCGCCAAAGAGCAGUGGGACUCGCCGGCCUGUGUCAAGGACUCCGUCGGGAACGACCACUCUCUCUAUGUAGCUUUAUUCAUUUGUGCCCAAAUUCUUAUUGGCAUGGGCUCGACACCCAUCUAUACCUUGGGACCAACGUACUUAGAUGACAAUGUCAAGAAGGAAAACGCCUCGCUUUACCUAGCCAUCAUGUACGUAAUGGGAGCACUCGGUCCUGCAGCUGGAUACUUGCUAGGAGGACUUCUUAUUGGUUUCUAUGUUGAUCCUAGGACAACCGUUUAUAUUGACCAGAGUGAUCCCCGAUUCAUUGGAAACUGGUGGAGUGGAUUUCUCCUUUGUGCCAUUGCAAUGCUCCUUGUGAUAUUUCCCAUGUUUACCUUUCCGAAAAAGCUCCCUCCUCGACAUAAAAAAAAGAAAAAGAAGAUGAACUCUGAUGAUGUUUCAAGUGAUGAUGAAGUGAUGAAAGAGAAAACAAAUAGCAAAAUACAAGCAGACAGUGCAGUUCCUGCCUCUAUGGGAUUUGGAAAGAAUGUUAAAGAGCUUCCAAGAGCAGCUGUCAGGAUCUUAAGCAACAUGACAUUCCUUUUUGUGAGUUUGUCAUACACAGCUGAGAGUGCCAUUGUCACAGCUUUUAUUACCUUCAUUCCCAAGUUCAUCGAGUCUCAGUUUGGCAUCCCAGCUUCCAAUGCCAGCAUCUACACUGGUGUGAUUAUUGUCCCAAGUGCUGGUGUUGGUAUUGUCCUAGGCGGCUACAUUAUAAAAAAACUGAAACUUGGUGCAAGAGAGUCUGCAAAGUUGGCUAUGAUCUGCAGUGGUGUAUCUCUGCUGUGCUUUUCAACUCUCUUCAUUGUGGGAUGUGAAAGCAUUAAUCUAGGGGGAAUAAAUAUACCUUACACAACUGGUCCCACUCUUGCCAUGGCCCACAGGAAUCUGACUGGGAGCUGUAAUGUUAACUGUGGAUGUAAGAUUCAUGAGUACGAGCCUGUCUGUGGAUCAGAUGGAAUAACAUAUUUUAAUCCUUGCCUAGCUGGCUGCAUCAAUGGUGGAAACCAUAGCACAGGGGUAAGAAAUUACACAGAAUGUGCCUGUGUCCAGAGUCGUCAGGUGAUCACUCCGCCGACGGUGGGCCAGCGCAGUCAGCUCCGGCUGGUUAUUGUCAAAACCUACCUGAAUGAGAAUGGCUAUGCCGUUUCUGGGAAGUGUGAUCGAACCUGCAACACGCUUAUCCCCUUCCUGAUAUUUCUUUUCAUUGUUACCCUUAUAACAGCGUGUGCCCAGCCGUCAGCAAUCAUAGUGACACUCAGGUCUGUGGAAGAUGGGGAGCGGCCCUUUGCACUAGGAAUGCAGUUUGUUUUAUUACGAACUCUCGCUUACAUUCCCACUCCAAUUUAUUUUGGAGCUGUUAUUGACACCACGUGCAUGCUUUGGCAACAGGAUUGCGGCGUACAAGGAUCUUGUUGGGAAUACGAUGUCACCUCGUUUCGUUUUGUCUACUUUGGGUUAGCAGCUGCUCUCAAGUUCGUGGGAUUCUUCUUUAUUUUCCUGGCCUGGUAUUCCAUUAAGUGUAAAGAAGAGCAACUGCAGAGACGGAGAUGGAGGGCUUCGCCGGUGAACACUGUGAGUGAGAUGGUUGGCCAAGCUGGACCCCAACAAAACUAUGCACGGACUAGAUCCUGCCCUACUUUCAGUUCCCGAGGAGACAUCAGUGUGGCACAAGGAAUGAACUGCAUAGCACAGACAUACCCUGGCCCUUUUUCAGAAGCAAUAAAUUCUUCAAAUGAAAAUGUGUUGGAAGAAGUCACUGCUGAGAUAUAGACCCCUGGCUUGGUAAUGUAAUAUUUAGUUUUGUUGGUUGACCUAAUUAUGGCGCCUUGUAAAACACCUGUGCCUUCUAUUUUUAAUCUAAAUGUAACAUGUGAUAAAACCAACAAAGCUUAAUGCAAACAACCACAGUAUGUUCCUGAGGGCUGGAUACCUCAAACCAACCCAAAUUCUUCUUUCUCCUCUCCCAACAAUGAAGUUUUAAAAAUUGUGUUUGUAAUUAUUUCAGAUGUGUCCAUUAAACGUCCAUGCUCUGAUCUAAUAUCAAUGUAAGGGUGAGGUAUUAUGAACAGCAGGAGAGUGACAAAAACUCGUAUCGUUGAUGUCUAGAUGUCACAAAAAUGCUUAAAUGUAUCGUCAACUUCAUAUCUGCAAAUCGUAUUUUUAAGAGAUGAGUAAUUACUGUGAGUUCUGCUACAAAGCACAACCAAACUUGUUUAAACUAUGCAACUUAUUUGGAUAAUUGUUUGUGCAGCAAACAAUUAAAAUUUUAAAGGUUUAAAGUUUGCUUUUAAAGACAUUACUUCAACUGAAUUUGAAAGGGGCUAUUUUCAGACUUAAGCAUUAAUUUAAAAAAAGAACAUAAGGUUUAAAGUACUGUUAAUAACAUGUUAAGCCAUACAAAAGUUAUGCAUCAGGUAACAUUUGCAAAUGUUGAGUUGUAAUAUCUUUAUCCUGUCAAAAUGUGCAUUAAUUUUCAUUUGAUGGGAUAUAGUCAUUCCUCACAAAGUCUAGGAAAGUAUAAUGCUUGGAGUAAAAAACUUCAGUAUUAAUGUAUAAUAACAUAUAAGGUGUAGGAAUCAUACAUACGUACCAGAGCAGAUACGUUCAUAUUUCUGUAAUGUUGUUUGGGUAGCUGUUACUAGCGCCAAAUCUGUACUUUUCCUGAAGAAGAAAAUGACCAGUUAUAGCUUGAUAGGAAGAGCUUGGCUGUCCUUCAGAAAUGUGUGCCAGUCUACUUCAGCUUCAGUGAAAAAAUCUCAAGGGAGAGCUAAUGGCCUCCUUUUCUUUCUGAGUGGCCGCCUGGGACUUGGUGGGCCCAUUGCAGCCAGCAGCGUGUGGGGCUGGGGCUGGGGCCAUGCACUGCAUGGUGCAGGAGUGAGCAGAGAGACCCUUCAAGUGGGCUGCAAGCAGCCCGCCCACCAUGUGGCCUGCUACAAGGCUCUCCGCUCCACUCCUGGCACCGCUGGGAUGCUGCGCUCCCUGCCGCUGAGGACAGCUGGGGAGGGCACGCUGGCUGCUCCCUCUCAUUUCUGCUCCGCUUCUGCCCCUCCUGCGGCCCAGUGCUGGGCAGUAUGGAGGGACAUGCCUGGAGGUCCUGGUUGUAUGAAUUGUCUCACACGUGGCCACCUUUCCUUUUCUCAGCUUCUAUGAAAGCUUCUAUGAAGGCAAAGGGCAAGUUGUCUCUCCUUUGCCCUUCCAGGGAAAGAGCUAAGAAUAGAAAUUGCCUGCAAGCGUGGACCCACAGGACAUGAUGUGGCCUUUGCUUAUUCCAAAUUACCGUAGUGUGUUUUCUCCCCAGGAGAUGCUGAGACUUUCUAAUCAAAUGUACUUGGCAUUUCAUUUCUUGCUCUGAAGGCUUUGUAGUGCCAUGCUUAUGAUGUACUGAUGUCUCAAAGGGCAGAGAAUGAUUUCAGGUGGACGCUAGGAAGUCAAAGCUGUAUUUUUGCCCUGCAGGGAAAGUCUUAGAAGUUUAGGAAAUUAAAAGCACUCUUAAAAGAGGACUCAGUGAUAGUCAGGUUUGGAUUUUGCCACGUAGAGAGCUUGCAUGAAAAUAAAUAGGAAAGAGCAGAAUGUCUACAUAUUUUUGAACAGAAUUAUUCCUGGUUUAGUUUUAAUUUAUAAUUGUAAGUUGAUCACACAUAUGGAACCAAGUCCUUGAAAUUAAAGGCAGUACUCUCCUUAGCAUCCAUUGAGUUGCCCUGGGAAGAGUAGAUUUCCCUCUCCUCCUUUGUCAGCUGCCUUUCUUUGUUUCCUGGCUCCUCUUGACCAGCACGUGGGACUACCCACGGGGCUGUUCCCUUGCUUGAAGUGGUGGCUGCUUGUUUCAGAAUGUCUCAGUCCAUUUUUGUGGCUUGUAACAAUUCCUGCUGUCUGGCUGCAAACUCAGAUGCUUCUAGUCCCAAUUACAACAUAGAGUAAUAUUGUUUUAAUUACCUCCUGAUAUUCUGUACAUAUUAGUAGCUUUUUGGGGUCAAGCCUGAGAAUAUUUUUUUCUCUUAUGCAGUCACCAGAUACAAUAUGUCCUCAGUCAGCAUCUGCCACGUAAGGUGUUAGCUUCUACACUUUUUAUCCUGAGAAAUGAAUUUCCUUGGCUCAAAGGUAUUUGGUAUUUUUUUUUUUUUUUUUUUGCUAUAGAAGAUCAGAAUAGAUGGUAGAAAAGUUUCCUUUUGCUCCAGUCUCAAAUGCCUCUUGCACCAGGGAUUUCCUGCUAUGGCAGAAAUUAAGGCAAAGUAGCAGGACAAAAUGUAAUUGCAGCCUAUCACCCAUCCAUUUUACUCACUAGCCCAUUUAAAUUGUCAUGGGGUGAGAUGAAGAGUAACAAUCUUUUCAAAUACCUCAGAAACAGAGCAUUUAGGGAAUUGUAAAAGGCUGAAGAUGAAUCAUCUAUCCUGAUCUAUUCUAUUUCAUGCCUUGUGUGCUCCUGUUCCAUGUGAGAAACAAGGGAGAACAGAGUAGGCUUGUAGGACUGUCAGGAGUUGACACUGAUGGCAAAGAAUGAGAGUGAUAGAAGUGACACAUCUGCAACUGCUGCUGCUUCUGAGCUGAUUUCAAGGGAAUUCAGAGCUUGUUAGAAUGGAGACCACCUGGUUUUUAGGAAAUCCUGACACUUCAACUUCCAAAAAUAUUUGUUUUUUUGAAAUCUUUGGGAAACUGGAAUCUAGCAGGAAAGAUGUUCACUUAGGAAAUACUGAAAAAGCUUUGUUUACAUACUUUCAAUAGCCUUUUAAUUUUCCUUUCAAAUUUAUAUGCAAAGCAAAAAAUAAUUGAUUACUUUUCAAACAAUUUUGUUAGGAUUUUCGGCUAUAGAUAAUGUUGACAAGAUGAAUAUAUUUCUACAAAAUCACUUAAUUAUAUCAGCAUCCUCUGAAAGAAAGAAAACCCAAACUCUGGCCAGUUUUUGAUUGAUUCCUAAAGGAGGUUUUAUUGUGAGUAAGCUUUAACAGGCCAAACUAAGCCAAUAAAGGUAUGCAGGGGAAACACAUCAACUUCCUGGAGAAGUCAAUUUCAACACUGUCAACAUUGAAUGAAAUAUGGACUGAGACCUGCUGAACAAACACUGUUCUGAAGUUUUUAUUGCUGAAGGAAGCAGACUUGCCAGAGAAAUUGUGUGCAUCCCUAGCAGUAGUCGUGAUCGAACUCGCAAGAAGAAAAAAGGAACUUUUAUCACCCAGUGAAGGUGGCCAUACUGUCUUCCUGCUGUGAAAUCCUCUGACCAUAAAAGAUAAAAUUCCAUUAACUAGUAAUUUCUGUCACCUUCCCUCUCUACCCCAAAACACUAAAGUCCAGCGAGUACAAGAAAAGGUAAAGCAGGCAUCCUGCUCGCCCACAGGCUACUAUUGGUAGGAAACUCAAGUCAUCUACCCGCAGCUGACAAGCCAGGGAUAAUAAUCAAAACCCGGCAAUUAACUACAAGUCCACAAAGCGCCAUCAUGCCAUCGCAAGGACAGACUAAUUUCCUCUUACACCAGUUAUUCCUGAUUUAGAGUGAGGGUCAUGAGGGGAGAAGUAGCUCAAACAUACAGAAUUGACUGAACAGGUAAUUGUACCUGCUUAGCCUCCCACCCAUCCUUGUUUCCUCAAAAAGGGGAACACUUCAGAAAGGGUGUAGCCAUGGCCUUCGGUCCUUAUGAACGCAGCACCCUCAGGAUGGUCUAUAGAUCUUUUGGGGGCUGGAAUACAUGGAGAGUGGGACUCUGUACCUCCACUUCUAGGCAAAAGCCCUGUGGUUUGGGUCCCCCUUCUUCCUCAUGAGCAUUCUGGAUAUAGUAUGGUAUAAUUUGGAACUGGUGGCUUUUUAUAUACUUUCAGUACAGUGUGAACAGCUGCAAGAAACAUGUUGAAUAUUAUGGUGCCAUUUAUAUUUAAUUGGCAUAUAUUUCAUAAUUUAAUAUUUCAGUUCUUUGACCAGCUGUUGUAUCUUUAAAAGUGCAUGCAUUAACAUGCAGUUCAUCAGAACUUGCUGUUCUGUAAGUGAAGGAGAGACAUACAUCUACUCCUAGGUAAUAGAAAUCUAAGUCUGAAAGGCCCUAAAUCAGUUACAAACACUUGACUGUUCUCAAAAAGAUGUUUUCUGUUUUUUAAAUAUAGCUUAUUAGUUCAUAGCAUUAACUAUUCAUUCAUUAUGGCUGUGAUCCAGCAGAACACUUAAAUAUGUGGGUAAGUUUAUAUACUUAAAUAAUGCACUGAAAAAUAAUGCAUGCAUGUAAGUAUUGGACUGAAUCUCAUCUGCAUUCAAAAAGGAGUUCCUUUACCCAAAAAGUAAUUUCCAUGAUGAGCUCUUUUCCCCAUGGAUUUGGUGAUCACUGUAACCAGAAUAGCACGAAGUAGCACUUGAGUACUCCCCUGUGGCAUCCACAUGUGGCUGCUUAAUAUAUGUGACAAUGGAGUACAGUUUUUAUUUUCAAAUAGAAUCCAAAAUCAAAAUAUUUUGUGGACAUACUCAAAGAUAAAUUCUAGCUUUUCCUGCCAUUCACUUACUUUAUUAAUUUCUGGCUGGGAAAAAAAAAAAAACCAAACAUUACAUGGGGAGAGAGAUUACAUAAAGGCAUCUUUCUGACCUUAAAGCCAAUGAAAUUGCUCAAGUAAUGCUGUAGGUUCAGACUGUACCCUUUCACCGAAUUUGGACCUAGAGGUUCAGGUGACAGAUUUUCAGUAUCGUGCACAAAUGGAGCAGGGCACUGCCCGCUCUGUGUAACUCCAGACAGCAUGACUGGGAGACAGGUCAGCACCUUCUGUACUGUUCUUGCGGGUUUUCCCCUCAAAUGCCUGAAUUAUUGCUGCCUUACUACACUUUCUGCAUGUGUAAUACCACAGCUCUUUGUGCUGUUAUAUUGACAUAAAACUGAAUGAUAGAUAGGUCCAAAGUGUCUUACUGCUAUUUUGGAGCCAGAUUCUCAGCCUCAUCGGUCUGAUGAUGAGGCUGAAGAACUGGGCCAGUACCUUGGGCUGGAUGUUAACAAGCUGGCGCUUUAGCAAGCAUGUGUGAACUAAGCGAUAUCAGGUGCUUGUUUAGCUUUUAUAAUCUGUUCACUGGUUACUACCACUGUUUUUGGAGGUCAAAGACAAAAUAUUUCCUAAACAAGUUUAUCUUUUUCUGUUUUCUCAAUAACGUGUCUUUUAUAUGGCAUAGGAGAUGCCAUGCUUCAUGCUGCAGUGUCUGGGUUCCCCCAGCUGAAGCCAUCCAGCUGUGGUUGCUUUCCAGCGGCUUAAAACAACUGGUAACAGAGAUUUACCUGGACUGCAAUCUGAAUCAGCAUUGCUUUGGGCAGAGUGUUUGCCCCUUGUAGGUUAAACUUGUAUCAACACAUUUCAGGUUCUUCACACAUUGGACUUUUUAUAGACAUUUUUAUCCUUUGGAGUGCUUAGAAGAUGGAGAGUCAACAUUGUGGAAAGGAUUCUUUCUUUGGUAUAGAAUUAGGGUCUUCUGCUUGUCUUUUAAUAUCAUGUUUUACAAAUUAACAGUUCAAAAAGGUUACAUGUAAACAUUGUUGCAGAGCAGAGAUACGGAGCCCUCAGUGUGGGGACUAGGUAUGGCCAGGGUUCAUAUGAUUUGUCUUCUUUACAGUGAAUAUCACGAAUGCAUGUUAUUAUGUGCCCGAAGGUUUGAAAGCCUACCUGAUCCUCAGGAAGGAAAUCUUCCCUAUCCUUUCCACGGAAUAGACUACAUAAAUUAAGGAGGACAGUUAACACUGUGCAUAUUCCAUAGUCAUAUCCAUUACAUUAACUACAGUUAAUAACUGUAGGUUUUAGCAACCUCCCUUCCAGUCUUUCAGAUCAGCUGUUUUCUUUUGACAAUACAGCCUUUUAAACACAGGCAUAGCUCUGCAAGUUCCACGUAGCUCCAAACCUUUCUUGGUUUCAAGUGUUGUGAAAUAGAUGCUUUUUUAUUCAGGUUCCAUUCUACUCUUCUAAUUAUUACAUUAUCCGUUGUGUGCACUGUAUUUUCUUGUUUUUUUCUGUCUCAAACCAGUUGUCACAAUGUUAUCCUGUAACAAUAUAUUGUUCAUGGUAUAGAAUAGAUGAAAAGCUGUGGAAUUCAUGAAGGGCUACAAAAAGCAUCCAAAACUUUGGUCACCUCAAGGAAGAGUGAGACAGCUGGAUAAUCUUUGGACAAAUGACUAAACAACACUGUGGUGCUAGUAGGUACUGAAGUAUUUUAUGAUGUGUUCACUAUGGCUUAAAUGACAUAUUCAAGGCAUGUCAAUGAUGCGACUGCACGUGUUUUUGUUCUUAAAGUCUGGACUGCUCCAGCAAAGACAGUGUUUAUAAUUCCUGGUGGGCCAAUUCCUACCUAGCUCUUCUGUGGGAAAGUACAUUCAGGAGGCAGUAUAGGAUCUGGCCCAGCGCUAACAGCUAAGGUAAAAGCUAUACAGACCACAGAAAUCUCAUGUGGGAUGUAUUCAUCCUGCUGUAACGUGUUAGUUUAUUUAGUGGCUUUGCUUAAGCAGAGGCUGAAAAUAAAUUCUAUAGUAAUGACAAGAAACACUGGGCUAAAUUCUGGGACUCCGUAGCCAAGCAGCAUUGGUAAAGCAUUUGAAGUAAAUUAAGGAUUGAGAUCUGAAAUAUUAAUGUUCUUCCAUGGAAUACCAGGAAAAGAGGAGUAGAAUAAGAGCAAAUUCUACCUCUAGCAAUGGAAAAAGGCCAAAUCUGGUACACUUUAAAGUGAGCUACGGUUUAAAACAGAAGGGUUUGGUUUUAAAAUCUUGAAGACAAAAUUUUUCCCUUCCAUUUUGAAUUCUUAAAGGUAAUUAUUUUGUGUUACUGUGCCUGGGCUGCUCAUGCAGUGGAGGCAUCUAUAUCCUAAAUAGCACUAAGAGGUACACCUCCAGCUUAUAGGUCAGAAAUGUUACCUCUGUAACAAACUCCGUAUUUGAAACCGUGGAGGGAAAUUUCAAAACAAAAAAAAUAAUAUACUAAAUCAUUUGUAACUGAGUUUUGGUACAAAAAAAACCCCAAAUAAUUUGGAGCUAAUGAGAUCCAUGGUUGAGUGAAGGCCUUUCUCACAGAAGACCCAUGUUUUUCCCCAGUUGAGCAAACAGGAGUUUUGCCCUUGGCUGCAGCGCAUACCUCUACCAAAUAAUUUAGGCAGAACAGCAACAGUCCGGGUAGUAUGUUAGGAGCAUGGAGUGGGCACACUGCCUGUAAUUGUUUAGUUUUUAAAAAACUCAUUAUUAAGCAAAUGUGUAGAGUAUUAAGGAAAGUUGUAGAGUAUGUCUGACUGUAUGAGUGUGUGGGUGCUGUGCUGUGGUAAAAAGAGACUAAUUGGUUUAUGCAGUUUGUUUUGCAUACUUGAGGCUCCUGUGUGGGGUUUUUCAAUUGAUAUUUAUUUCUCAGCAGAGCUUAGAAUAAUUUUGAAGCUGUGUAACACAUCAUUUAAUGAAAUCUAUUGUCAGCAUCUGUUGUAAACAUGUGUUUACAAAACAAACUCUUGAAUACUUGAUAUUUGGAAAUAAAAAAUAGCAUAUUA